Messenger RNA from Pelobates cultripes (western spadefoot toad), 1925 nucleotides. Lineage: Eukaryota; Metazoa; Chordata; Amphibia; Anura; Pelobatidae. The record is from the annotation of a GenBank genome assembly.
AUGCAAAUGUAUAAUAUCCAUGCUAAUGGAAUCAAAGAAAGUGAUGUGUGUGUAAAUCAGAGCCUGUACUGUGAAAUUGGGGACACUGACCACCCAGAAUUUGAAGACGAGGUAAGUUUAACUCAUUUACUUCCACUGCACUUUUUGCAGCAGAACAAUUAGGACCAUUCGAUAAGCAGGCAGGUCUGGUCAGCGGCCCAGUCCGGUGCUGCAGACCUUUAACAACGCUACCAGGUCCCUUUAAAAUCAGCAGUCAGUGCUGGAAGGAAAUGAGAGCCUGUCACUUAGUCCCAGGUUACAGACUGCAUGGGCCAGGAGGAUGGAGGAGGCACAUAGCGGAGAUGAGGAAGAGCACUGUAAACAGCACUGACAGCAUCAAACUCCCUUUAACCUCAGUCAGUCCAGAGAAGUCACCAUUCUGUACCCUAAAGGUAUGGAAGCAGGGGGAUGAAUAAAAAUAUGUAUUUUGCAACGUUUGUCUGUGUAGGUAUAUGUUUGUAUCUGUAUGUAUGAUAUUAUGGGUACGUGUGUAUCUGUGUGUUAGUGUAUUUAAACAUAUACAUCUACACUACAAAUACAGCCAUACACUGUUGCCAACACUACAUACAACCACAUCCUUGUAUUAAAACCCCAACAUUAUAUACAAACACACCCCGCAUUCGAACACCAAAAUUACACACAAAUGCACCCCUGCAUUCAAACGCACAUUCUACACAAGUGCACCACUGCAUUCAAGUGGCAACAUUACCUACAGGCACACAACUGUGUUUAUAUGACAAUACUGCAUGUACCCUACGUUCACACACUCACACCAUACAAAAACAAGCUUAAAUGCAAACAUACAAACACUGCUCACAAGUAAAGCCCUGGAAGAAUGGGCAAAUGGUAGAACCUCAGCUGGAAACACUUUGUGGGAGAUGUACAAUAGAUGGUAAUCUACAUUUUGACCAACUUUGCCCUGAGGGAGGGAUUUCUUGCACCAGAGCCCUCUCUACAUUAGUUACACCUCUGCACCAAAAAGCACUUCAAAAGCAUCUACUGGGUGAAGAAAUGUGGAAUUGCCAUUCAAGAAAAAGGUGACGACUCUUCUUUAACAUACGUAUAUGCUGAGAGGGUAUUGUAGGGGGUAGGUCCAGCAUUGUCAUGUAUUCAUCUGCACAUAAAAAUGUGAUUAAUGACAUUUACUGUUCUGACAGGAAAAGUUGUGCCGAGCAAAAUUACUGUCCUUACAGGAAAAGUUGUGCUGAGCACCAAUCAAUCCACAGGAGGGUUUGUGCUGAGCAGUAAUCAUGCAAAUAGGAACCUGGUAACUGCCUUUGGGGUCAAAGGCCAGUUACAACCAAUCGGAUCCACAGGCGGGGUAUUUAGGCCCAGUUCAAGGGGCGGAGCUUACCUGCCGGACAGACGCACUUCGCAAGAGCUCUGGGUGAUCCGAUAAAAUAUCAGAGAUUUUGCCACUCUGAAUCAACAUUCAAUUAACCAUACUGCUCCCAACACGUCUGGAACCUGUGGGCUGUGGUGUUCCCCUUCAGCUCGUGUUUGAAUUGCUGGUACUUGGCUGUCAUAGACCCGGACGGAACUGAGGCCUAUGAUGUGCGGGCAGAAGGGAGGCAGCAUAUCCCUCUGCUCCUAGGCUCACUGUUCCUUCACUGUUCCUUCAGGAGACCACCAGAGUAUCUCCUGUAGAGGAGAGAGAGAAGAUGAGAGAUAGCAUGCUCCAGGACACGAAACACCAAGUGGAGAGUCUGAACACGCAGGUUAAGCAGCUACAUAAGAUGGCCUCACUGGAAUCCAGACACCGCCGUCUGAACAUACGUUUGCAAGGCAUCCCAGAAGAGAUUGUUGGAGGCGCAAUUUUUGUUCAAAGAAUGGUGGCAUCCAUGGGCAUACAAUGCAGAGCAGAAGCCCCAGCUAUUCUGUUUUAA